AUGUAUAGCAGUGUAAAAGGUUUGGUUAAAAACCAAAAGCUGGCUGAAAAUAUACUCAUACCUACAACCAAAGCUGCAGAUCAUGAUGUUCCUGUAACUCCAGAUGAGAUUAUAGAAAGGGGAUUAAUGACAAGAGCUGAUUAUGAGGAAGUCAGCAAAAAAGCUUUAAGUCUAUUUGAAUACGGUCAGCGUGUGGCUUCAGAACAUGGCCUUAUAUUGGUUGACACAAAGUAUGGAUUUGGGAAGGCAGAGGACGGUUCAAUUAUGUUGACUGAUAAGGUGCACACUCCUGAUCCAAGUAGAUAUUGGAUUGCCAAUUCUUAUCUUGAGCGCUUUCAAAAUGGUUUGGAGCCUGAAAAUGUUGAUAAGGAGUUCUUGAGGCUGUGGUUCAAAAAUCACUGCAACCCUUAUGAAGAUGAGGUUCUUCCUGAAGCUCCUGAAGAUCUUGUUUGCGAAUUGUCUUGGCGAUACAUUUUCUUGUAUGAGACUAUAACAAAAUCAAAGUUUGAGGUGCUGUCGUCUGAGGAGCCAAUACAUGAGCGAAUAUCACGAAAUGUUGCAUCUGCACUGGCAUCUUUGAAGUAGCCUAGGAAUGUCAGGACUUUUUCAAUUCUGUGUUCUAUAAACCCCUUUCUAAGGAUAUAUUUAAAACUUACAAGUAGCAGAAAUUCUACCAAGAAGUUUUUUUAAAUAAAAGAAAUUAUAUAAAUAAAGCUUAAAACCUAAAGACAGAUGAACAUUUAACUCUCAUAGAAAUCAUGCUUGGUCUUUGCCAAUUGCGCCAUGUAUUUAACUUGUAUACUUGUCAACCAAACCGAUGUCUUUGGCACACAUUGUACUGAAUAAUGAAUGAUGAAUAUUUCAUUAACUUAUGUCACAUUGUUCUGGA
This is a messenger RNA of Arachis ipaensis, 889 nucleotides long. The record is from RefSeq and is a predicted model, not a curated record. NCBI's taxonomy places the organism in Eukaryota, Viridiplantae, Streptophyta, Magnoliopsida, Fabales, Fabaceae.